This is a messenger RNA of Panicum virgatum (switchgrass), 1581 nucleotides long. RefSeq lists its product as uncharacterized. The transcript is spliced from 2 exons. Lineage: Eukaryota; Viridiplantae; Streptophyta; Magnoliopsida; Poales; Poaceae. The record is from RefSeq and is a predicted model, not a curated record. Bases 842 to 1342 code for a protein of 166 amino acids.
CGUUCGCCCCACCAGCGACGGCAUGGGCAGCACCUUCCAUGGGGUACGGGCCUCACCAGAACCCGUGCUCGCCACAGGCUGGCUGGGCCGGUUCGUCGUAGCAGUACCCCCCCCCCCUCCUGUUGCGCCAGGUCGCGGUGCCAGCCGUGGGCGCUCCCAAACUCGCAACACGCUUACCAUUGGGAGCUCCUCCAACUCCGGCACUGGCGACGACGGGGACGACGACGACGGUGAUGACAGUGACUCCACGUCAGACAAUUAUUCGUCGGUAAUUAUUUUUCCAUUCUCCACAUAUUACUGCUUCCGUGUUUCAAUUGAAACUAUUGCUAUAGUACCCAGUUUGCUUAUUCCAGCAAGGAGGUAGAUACGGUUGCCAUGUAAUUGGAAGUUGUAGUUCACAAAUAUACAUAUGGUAGUCAUCAAAUAUACAUCAAAAAAUUGUUUGAUAAAUUCUGUUAUAAAUCCUAUUUAACAUUGUCGUUCCAUUUGUGUUCGUUCAUAGAGAGGAAUCCCUAGGUCGGACGCAAAUUGGAACGAAUCAAAUACGCUCGUUUUCUGCGACCUUUGGAUAGAACAAUGUAUGAUAGGCAACUGUCCACAUGGUAAAAUGAAGAUUAAAGGAAAUUUGAGCAUGUGUUAGAGUGUGUUAGCAACCUAGCUAAAGAUAUCAUCCGACCAAGUGACCCUAAUUUCAGUACAGUCCAUCCCAAGAUAGCAGACCACAAGUAUGCUCCUUUCUUCAACAAUGCAAUUGGAGCAAUCGAUGGAACACAUGUCAAAGUGAUUGUGCCCGGCAAGAAGGUUGGACCAUACUUCAAUAGGAGCAAGGAGAAGAGUCAGAAUGUGCUGGCAAUAUGUGACUUCGACAGGAGGUUCAUGUUUGUCGCAGCUGGGAUUCCUGGUUCGGCACAUGAUUGGACUGUCCUACAAGAGGUUGCAUAGGUACAGUGACAAUUUUCCUCGUCCUCCCCCAGGCAAGUUUUACCUGGUGGACUCGGGAUACCCGAACCGCUCGGGAUAUCUAGCACCUUACAAGGGAGUGAGGUACCAUCAAGAUGACUGGAAACAGGCCCCACGAGCUCGAGGUAAAAAAGAAAUCUUCAACCAAGCUCAUUCCUCAAUUCGGUCGGUAAUAGAGCGAUCCUUCGGUGUGUUAAAGAUGAAGUGGAGCAUAUUGUUGGGUCUCCCUCACUAUUCUGAGCGCAAACAGACACAAAUCAUAUUGGCUUGUUGUGGGCUGCAUAACUUCAUUAUAGAGAAUGACAGUCAUGAUGUAGACUUCAAUAGGGAUGAACCAGAGGUGGCAUUGCCAGAACCGGAUGAAAAUGAUGAUGAACCAUAGGAGUAUGGUACAGCAGCGCCAGUGGAUGAAGAUGGCAACAUGAAUGCACUGCGUGAUGAGAUAGCUGCCGCCUGCCUCUUGGCUUCACGUUUGUAACCUUUGUUUGUUAUGUUUGUCAUGUUUGUCUCCAUUUCUUGAAUAUGGCAAUUAUAAUCGGUGUGCAUGUGUGGACAUUUUUUUUAUUACCGCAAUAAUGAUGUGUGCGCAUGAUUGUAUUCUACAAUACUGUAGUUGUGAGA